AUGCCACAUCUUCGCCUACACUCUUCCAGAUCGCUCGCAUGGAUUCGCUGUUUGAAUCCCACUUCUCCCCUCUUGCCGCCGCUGGCAAGCCCAUGGAUUGCUCGCAUGGACUCCCUCUUUGAGGCGCACUUCUCCCCUCCUGCCACCUCUGGCAAGCCCAUGGGUCGGUGCGGCAAGUGCCCUUUGGAGCCCACUCCUUUAAACUCACCACAAUCCCCCUCUCUGCUGCCCCCGUUCUUCCCUCUCUCGUCCAGAUCGUUCGCAUGGACUCCCUCUUCGAGGCACAUUUCUCCCCUCUCGCUGCCUCUGGCAAGCCCAUGGGUCGCUGUGGCAAGAGCUGUUGAAAUCGCUCGCAUGGAUUCGCUGUUCGAAGCGCACUUCUCCCCUCUCGCCGCCUCGGGAAAGCCCAUGGGUCGCUGCGGCAAGUGUGGGCGGUUCAUGCGCUUCGUGCCUCUGAAACCCACACGCCUGUUCUGCCCCACCUGUGAAGACGUUUUUAAUCUCCCUCAGAAUGGUGCUAUCAAG
Molecule: messenger RNA, 525 nt
Organism: Closterium sp. Naga37s-1
Lineage: Eukaryota; Viridiplantae; Streptophyta; Zygnematophyceae; Desmidiales; Closteriaceae
Source: the annotation of a GenBank genome assembly